GUAGCCUCUUAUUGAAACAUGCAGCCUCAGAUUGGCUUCGGUUAUGGAACUUUUUCGAAUUGUGAUUAUGUAAGGAUUCAAAUUAUCAAAUUACAAGAGAAGAUUUCUCAAAAAUCAUUUACAAUAACAGCAUGGAACAGGGCAGUGUAAGCUUAGGUCUUGCAAGGAUAGUCUCUGAUGAAAGUGAUGCAACAAGACAGCUUGUUAACCCAAGAGCAGCAAAGAAAUCUUCUCCUUAUGACCUUGUAGAAUUAGCAAGGGAAGUAAAAAAUGCAGACACAUUUGUUAAAGCGACAGCUGGGAGUAAACUUCAAAUCAUUGCUGAACAGAUAAAGUUCCUUCAACAGCAGGCCCGGUCAGUUCUUGAGGAGGCCCACGAAGCCAAUUUCCUGCACCAUGCCAAAUGUAAUUUCAAGAAGAUUCCUGGAAAGAUUUAUUAUCUCUACAAAAGGGCAUCGGGAGAAUUUUACUUUUCAAUCGUUUCUCCCAAGGAAUGGGGCAGCUCCUGCCCGCAUACUUUCGUCGACGCGUACAGGCUAGAGCAUGACAUGUCUUGGACAAAGGAGGAAAACAUCAAAGUUCGAGAUGAUGAAUUACAAGUAAUCGACCGGAUUUUCCAUAGCAACAGCUUGCCGAGGCUAGAUUAUCUAGUGGACGCUGCGCACGAGAAACAAGAUGACUUUCAUCACCAUCACAAUACGGAUAAACCUUUAAUCGAAGAGCAUUUUGAGUGAAUUUGUUUGAGGCGAAUAUACUUUAAAUAGCAUUUUGGUGACCAAAGUAUAUUCAAAAUGGUCUAAAAGCGAUAACGAUUUUCUUUCGAAAUCAGAACUUAAUUGCUUUCA
Messenger RNA from Rhopilema esculentum, 845 nucleotides. RefSeq lists its product as uncharacterized. The record is from RefSeq and is a predicted model, not a curated record. NCBI's taxonomy places the organism in Eukaryota, Metazoa, Cnidaria, Scyphozoa, Rhizostomeae, Rhizostomatidae.